This is a messenger RNA of Cooperia oncophora, 639 nucleotides long. NCBI's taxonomy places the organism in Eukaryota, Metazoa, Nematoda, Chromadorea, Rhabditida, Trichostrongylidae. The record is from the annotation of a GenBank genome assembly.
AUGGGUAGACCAAGAGCGUCUGAGGCCGAUCCGCUUCGUAAAUCUAAACGUGGACGACCAAGUAAGCAUAGACGGGAUGAACAUGUCGUUACGCAUACUGGCUUCGAUGGGCAUGCUAAUGCUCCAUGGCGCAAGACAGUGUCCAUCUUCAAGCAGCCGGUGACUCUUGUGCACACAUCUGGACGUGACACAAAGAAAGGAACUGAACAACAAUUGAAACGAGGGCUUAGUGGUAAUCGAUCUCAAGAGAAACCUGCGCCGGUGAUGUGGGCGAAAGCGCUUGAGAAUGUGCAAGCUUUAAUACCUACCGCUGUUGCUGAUAAGGUGGACGUUAAGAAAACGGAAUAUCUCACCGAGAGCCUCCAUCUUGCUGGUCGUCUCGAGAGAGCCAGCAGUAUUCUCAGCGAACAAGCAGCCGCGGCUACUCUGUUUACUAGUAUCCACAAUCCAAAUCAGUCAGGUGCUUUCGGUCAAACAGCAGACAAGGAAAAACUGGAAAGUAAUCUGAUGCUGUACGUUAAUCCGGAGCAACCCAUACUGCGACCGGUCACCGUACAACCGGAAGACAUCUCAGCUCAGGAAAGGCGUGUUCUAGAUGCUCGAAAAAGACUUCAGGAAGUGAUUAAACAUUUUGGUUGA